Messenger RNA from Musa acuminata subsp. malaccensis (wild Malaysian banana), 2911 nucleotides. RefSeq names its product DEAD-box ATP-dependent RNA helicase 3, chloroplastic. Lineage: Eukaryota; Viridiplantae; Streptophyta; Magnoliopsida; Zingiberales; Musaceae. Gene Ontology annotation, molecular function: zinc ion binding; ATP binding; RNA binding. The record is from RefSeq and is a predicted model, not a curated record.
GGUGAUAAGGCUAUUCGUUGUGGGAAGCGGCCUUAUCGAAACCCCUCUCUCUCCCCCACUUAUCUCCUACUUCGCCGCUCUUCCUUCGGUCGUCGCGCACCCUAAGGCGGCUUCGGAGCAAACAAAGCCGUCAACGAUGGCCGCCACCAGUACCACCACAGCCACCAUCGGCGUGUCUUCCCUGUACCGGACUCCGUCCUUGGAUCUCUCCGCCCGGAGGGUCUUCCCCUGCCUGUCCGAUAAACCCCAUUCCUGCAGCGGCCUCCUCAAGGUCUCCGCCGCGGACGCCACCAAGCGCUUCGGUUCCUUGUGCCUCGGCGCCGACCGCAGGGGCUCGAGGGCUCGUUGCCCUAUGUUUGUUACCUCCGCAGUUGCCUCUCCCAACUCGGUCCUUAGCGAGGAGGCGUUCCAGGGCUUCCGUGGCCUCUCGAAAUCGUCUCUCGAGGAAGGCGAAGAGGAGGGUUACGACGCCGACACGUACGAGUCCGAGGAGGAGGAAGAGGGGCCUUUCUCUGCCACUGCCGGUCACGAUGAGAACGAGGUGGCCAUUGCUAGCCUGGAUUUGCCGCAGCAGCUCGUCAGUUCCCUCGAGAAGCGAGGGAUUACUCACCUUUUCCCUAUUCAGAGGGCCGUGUUGCUUCCUGCUCUUGAAGGCCGAGACCUUAUUGCACGUGCAAAGACCGGUACCGGAAAGACACUGGCGUUCGGAAUUCCCAUAAUUAAACGACUUAGCGAGGCCGACUUGGGGCGGAAGACGUCAAGGCAAUCAGGACAUCUUCCUCGGGUUCUGGUUCUUGCACCUACCAGGGAGUUGGCGAAGCAAGUCGAGAAGGAAAUUGAUGAGUCAGCACCUUAUCUUAGCACCGUAUGUGUUUAUGGAGGAGUUUCUUACAACGUUCAGAAGAGUGCACUUUCUCGUGGUGUUGAUGUGGUCGUGGGAACUCCAGGUCGAAUAAUCGACCUCAUUAAUGACAAUAGCCUUCGGCUUGGAGAGGUCGAGUAUUUGGUUCUUGAUGAAGCUGAUCGGAUGCUGGCUGUUGGGUUUGAAGAAGAUGUAGAAUUGAUAUUGGAAAAGCUGCCAUCAAAGCGUCAAAGUAUGCUAUUUUCUGCAACUAUGCCUGAUUGGGUGAAGAAGUUGGCUAGGAGACACCUAAAUGAUCCUCUCAUAGUUGACUUGGUUGGUGACCAAGAUGAGAAGCUAGCAGAAGGAAUUAAACUUUAUGCCGUACCAACAACUUCAACUUCAAAGCGUACAAUCCUUAGUGACCUAAUCACGGUAUAUGCUAAGGGUGGGAAGACCAUUGUUUUCACUCAGACAAAGCGGGAUGCCGAUGAAGUAUCUAUGGCCUUAACUAACAGUAUAGCAUCUGAGGCACUACAUGGGGAUAUAUCUCAACAUCAGCGAGAAAGAACCUUGAAUGGUUUUCGUCAAGGGAAAUUUACUGUUCUUGUUGCAACUGAUGUUGCCGCUCGUGGACUUGAUAUACCUAAUGUUGAUCUGAUUAUUCAUUAUGAACUGCCAAAUGAUCCAGAGACUUUUGUUCAUCGUUCUGGUCGUACUGGACGUGCCGGAAAAGAGGGCACUGCCAUCUUGAUGUUCACUAGUAGCCAGAGGAGAACAGUUAAAUCUCUUGAACGUGAUGUAGGAUGCAGGUUUGAGUUUACAAGCCCCCCAGCGAUGCAAGAGGUUCUGGAGUCAUCAGCAGAGCAAGUAGUUGCUACUUUGCAGGGUGUUCACUCUGAGUCGAUACAGUAUUUCCUCCCAGCUGCUCAAAGAUUGAUUGAUGAACUAGGAACACAAGCCCUGGCUGCGGCAUUGGCACAUUUAAGUGGAUUUUCUCAACCUCCUUCGUCUCAUUCUCUUAUCAGUCAUGAGCAGGGAUGGGUCACAUUACAAUUAACACGUGAAUCAGGACACUCGAGAGGGUUCUUUUCUGCAAGAUCUGUUACUGGGUUUCUUUCUGAUGUUUUUCCUGCUGCUGCUGAUGAAGUGGGCAAAAUAUAUAUGAUUGCAGAUGAAAGGGUUCAAGGUGCAGUUUUUGAUCUACCUGAUGACAUUGCCAAAGAGCUACUGAAUAAGCAAUUGCCUCCAGGAAAUUCUAUAUCAAAGAUCACCAAGCUUCCUACACUGCAAGAUGAUGGUCCUCCUGUUGACAAUUAUGGCCGGUUUUCAAACCGGGACUGGGGUUCCAGAGGUGGUGGUUCUGGGGAACGAAGUCAGAGGGUUUCCAGAAAUUGGGGUGGCAGGAACUCUGACAGUGGUGAUGGCUUUCGACGUGGUGGCCAGGUCUACAGAACUGAUAAUAGCUGGUCUAAGUCACCCAGAGGGAGUGAGGAUGACUGGCUAAUCGGCGGCAGGAGAUCCCACCAUUCAUCCUCGCAGGGUAGCCGGGAAAGAGGCUUCGGAGGUGCAUGCUUUAAUUGUGGUAGAUCUGGUCAUCGCGCUUCGGAAUGUCCUAACAAAUAGUCAGUUUGAUGGAAAUUCCUGCUCGAAUUUGUAGACAUGCUCCAGCUCCAGAUGUGAUUUCAUGAAGAACUAAUGAUGAGACUGCUUGGAAGUGGAUCAGACCAUGCAAAUGUGUGAGCAUGAUGAGCCCUGAUCGGGAGGAGUUUUCACUGAGUUUCUUACAUGAAGUUAUUUAAAAGCAUAUCAUUAGGUUGCUUUGAGAGUUUAGAUUAGUUUCAAAGUCACUCGAGAGAAUUGUGAUGGUGGUGGUGGUGGAGUGCCUGCACAAUGUGUGCUGGUUGCUGUAUUCAAUGCUUUUUGACUCAUUAUGUUUGUUGUAUUUACUUGGUAUGUUUUCCCUUGAAGGUUGACAAGAUUAAGAUUUUGAUACGAGUGUGGUAAUUUGUGGAGAUACACUGGAUUUUGUCUGAGUUCAUCAUGAAAUAAUGCAACCACAGAUUUGAA